Molecule: messenger RNA, 696 nt
Organism: Adelges cooleyi (spruce gall adelgid)
Lineage: Eukaryota; Metazoa; Arthropoda; Insecta; Hemiptera; Adelgidae
Product: BTB/POZ domain-containing protein 9-like
Exons: 4
Coding region: 1-696 (231 amino acids)
Biological process (GO): modulation of chemical synaptic transmission; circadian behavior; adult locomotory behavior
Source: RefSeq, a predicted model, not a curated record
AUGACACGGCUUUAUCAAUACAAGGAUCUUGAAGUCGAAUCAAUCAACUUUAUUGAUAUCCAUGCUUUGGAUGUAUUGCAGUCAGAUGAUUUUCUUUCUUUGUCAUCCGAAGCUCUUCAUGAAAUCUUAAAACGUGACUCGUUUUGUGCUAACGAAUUAGUUAUAUUCCGUAUGGUUUGUCGCUGGAUCAAUGAGAACCAAAUCGACGUGGAUCCUGAUACUAAAAUCAGAGUUUUAUCUGCCGUCAGGUAUCCGUUAAUGAGCGAUGAAGAACUGUCCGAGGCUAGGAAAUCACAAGUGGGCAGUACAGUUUCUAAUGUCAUACAAUUUAAAAACACGUGGUCACCAGAUGAGCCUAAACUUCGCGGACAACUAAAAUCCGAUGUGAAUCUUAUUAAUGAGUCUCAGAGUUAUCCUCCAAUCCGUGGCAAUGAUGGCGGUACUUAUAUGUUAACGUUGGACCAUCCUUCAUUUAUAAACUAUAUUGAAUUAUUGUUAUCAGAUGGAAUUGCCACGAAUCCAAAAUGUAUGAAUGCGUCUGUAAUCAAAGGUACAAAUAGUGUUAGUGAUUGCUCGCUAUUAGAUCACUACUGUGAAAGCUCGUCUAGGUUUGAAGAAUACACAUGGCAUUGGAUAGGAUCGAGUUCUAUAGUGGUUCACCUUGUACAACCGUAUAUACUUAGCUCAAUAAGGUAA